AUGGCGGCAGCGAGUGACAAGGCUCGCUUCUACCUGGAGCAAUAUGUGCCGGAACUGCGAGAGUACGAAUCGAAAGGCAUCUUCUCCCGCGACGAAAUCGCUUCCAUCACUUCCAAGCGAUCCGAAUUUGAGCACACCUUGAAUGCGAGAGGCAGCUCGCCCGGCGACUAUGUCCGCUAUGCGACAUAUGAGAUGAACCUGCAUGCACUGAGGAAGAAGCGAUGUCGAAGAUUAGGCAUCAAGUCAUCCUCAUUCUCCGGCCAGAGAACAGUCUUCUUCGUCCUUGAUCGAGCAACCAAGAAAUUUCCAGGUGACCUGGCUUUAUGGAUGCAGUAUAUCAAUUUCUGCAAGAAGGAGAAGGCAAACAAAAAGCUGGCCAAGGUCUUCACAAGUCUAUUACGCUUGCAUCCGAAAGAGUAUGGCUUGUGGGUCUUGGCUGCGAAGCAUUAUGCCGAGACACAGGCCGACAUGGCCACGGCGAGGAACUACAUGCAGAGGGGACUGAGAUUUUGCAAAGAAGACUUGAAGCUGUGGCUGGAGUAUUUGAAGUUGGAGAUGCUAUAUCUUGCCAAGAUCGCUGCGAGAAGGAAGAUCCUAGGCCUGGACGAGAAGCAUGAGCAGGAAGUAGACGAGGACGAGAACAUCAUCACGCUACCCAGCAUCACAGCCGAUGACUUGGAGCCAGCUUCGGAUGAUGAAAACGCCAAAAAAGGUGUCGAGGAAGUGAACGAGGAUCUGAUCAAGCGAUUAGAGAAUGCGCCUGCCUUCACUGGUGGCAUCCCGAUCGCCAUCUUCGACUCGGCCAUGAAGCAGCUGGGCAGCAAAGCUUCUGAAGCUGCGGAAAACUUCUUCGACCUCAUCUCGACUUUCAAUCAAGUGCCGUCCGCCUCAAGAAUACUAGAUCACAUCCUCGACUGGCUACGACAAAAUGCAUCAAGCUCAAUAGAAACGAUCAUAUGCGAGGCCAAACGCGAGCUAUUCAGUGUCGACUCCACAUCUGCACACUUCCCUCCAGCCCUGUCCAAAUCCCUUGCGAGAAUCAAGUCGGGCAGUACUAGGCUACAGGACAAACAGCAGCCUGCGCUUUCUGAGAAGGCUGUCUUCUUUCUGGUCCCGCUUGUCGAAAAUACAGAUGAUAUGGACGAGGACAUUCGAAAAGUGCUGGAAACCAGUGUGAAACGCCACCUCCGCGCAACAUCGGCCACGCCACGGAAACCUGGAGGACAGAAGUCAGGUCCAGAAGUCAUAGCGACCGCAUUACAGAAUCAGGGCAAGCAGCAACAGGCUGGACAGGUAUUGAGAUUGGCAGCAGAUGCUGGUGUAAAGAGAUGA
Molecule: messenger RNA, 1332 nt
Organism: Pseudocercospora fijiensis CIRAD86
Lineage: Eukaryota; Fungi; Ascomycota; Dothideomycetes; Mycosphaerellales; Mycosphaerellaceae
Exons: 1
Coding region: 1-1332 (443 amino acids)
Biological process (GO): maturation of SSU-rRNA from tricistronic rRNA transcript (SSU-rRNA, 5.8S rRNA, LSU-rRNA)
Cellular component (GO): Pwp2p-containing subcomplex of 90S preribosome; small-subunit processome
Molecular function (GO): protein binding; snoRNA binding
Source: RefSeq, a predicted model, not a curated record